Molecule: messenger RNA, 384 nt
Organism: Vicia faba (fava bean)
Lineage: Eukaryota; Viridiplantae; Streptophyta; Magnoliopsida; Fabales; Fabaceae
Source: the annotation of a GenBank genome assembly
AUGUCAGGGAAUGAGAUCCUUAUCAAAGUUGUGGCCCAGGCCAUUCCAAGUUUCAUCAUGAACUAUUAUAGAUCACCCGUUGGUGUGUGUCAAGAGAUUGAAGGAAUGUUGUCAAAGUUUUAUGGGGAACUAAAAAUGGGGAGGGGGAAAUACAUUUUUUCAGCUGGGACAAAAAUCCCAAUCUAUGUAUGGCGAAGUAUCUUGAGUGCUAUGGAGUGUGUCACCAAGGGAAGCAAGUGGUUAAUUGGAACAGGAGCAAAGGUUCAUAUUUGGAAGGACAAUUGGAUCCCUGGGGUCGCUGGUUUCAAGCCUGUGAGCUCAGUGUGUGUUCUCAACUGUGAUGCCAAGGAUUGUGAUUUGAUUGACCAUCACUUGGGAUGUUAG